Molecule: messenger RNA, 2002 nt
Organism: Toxotes jaculatrix (banded archerfish)
Lineage: Eukaryota; Metazoa; Chordata; Actinopteri; Toxotidae
Product: claudin-4-like
Exons: 2
Coding region: 856-1515 (219 amino acids)
Biological process (GO): bicellular tight junction assembly; cell adhesion
Cellular component (GO): plasma membrane; bicellular tight junction
Molecular function (GO): structural molecule activity
Source: RefSeq, a predicted model, not a curated record
UACUCUGUAUAUUUACAGACAGCUCACAAGCUGCUCCCUCUGGUGCACGUUUGCUUUUCUCUGUUGAUCUUUGUGUCAUCUGACUACUUAACAGAAAAAUAUAGCUGCUGACAAGAGCAACCUUCUAUUUCAACAGGAACCUGCGGAGAGAAAGGCAAUCUUAUUUUUUUUCUCUCUGAAAACUGCCCAAGAAUAUAAAAUAUCAUAACUUUACAGUGGAUAUUUUUGUUGCAUUUGCUUCCUUGUGGUAGCACUGGUUUUAGUUUGCUGCUGCGGAACUGUUUAUUUUAAAAUGGGAGGGCAGGGCAGGCAGAUCGGGGGCCUGGCACUGUGUUUGAUUGGUGUUAUAGGAGUGUGUUUGACAUGUGGGCUGCCAAUGUGGCGUGAAAUGUCUUUUGUGGGAGCAAAUAUUGUGACUGUGGGUAAGUUGAUUUGCAGUACAUCACAGAAAGAUUCAUUUCACUUACUAGAUGUUAAACUGGAUCAUUUCCAUUGUGCUGGGCAGCAGCUCUACCAUGUUGUAUGCAGUUAAUAAGAAAAACACUUAACGCCUCACUGAAAUUGCAUGAAAACAAAGGGGUAAGAAUCAGCAAAGCAGGUCAGUGUCAAAGUGUAAAGACUUUAAAUUGAAUUUGGAUUUCUGCAUCAACACAGAGCAUAACUGAAUUUAUGAGAUGCUUCCCACCACAAAAAUAAGACUUCAGGACUUAUGAAAUAGGGCUUAUGUGAGGUCACUCACAUCAGAACUUAAUUUACGUCUCGUCUAGCUUUUAAAAUCUUGGUGAAGAUUCCCCGUUUGUGUUUUAGGUGUGGGAUGGUCUGUGGUUACACUGUGUCAUCCAGGCAACAGGUCAGAUGCAGUGUAAGAGACACACAACGUCCGACAUUAUGACCCCUGACAUCCAGGCUGGACGUGCCCUCACAUUGCUCUCCAUCCUCGCCGGCCUCCUGGGCUUCAUUGUCGCCCUCCUCGGAGGAGGCGUAGCCAACUGUCGUGGAGCUCCACCUGACCCUGUUGAACCUCCAUCUACAUCUUCAUCCAAAAAGAAGGCGUGUCUGCUGGGUGGAGCUCUGUGUGUCCUCUCUGGCAUCCUGUGCCUGGUUUCAGUCAGCUGGUCAGCAGGAGCAACCCUCUCAGUCUACAAUGACCCCUUUGUGGCUGCUGCCCUGAAGAGGGAGGUGGGCUCCUCCAUCUAUGUAGGCUGGGCCUCCUCUCUGCUGCUCCUCCUCGGUGGUGCUCUGAUCUGCUUUGUCUGUGGCAAGAAGGAGAGAUCCCAACCUUCCUACUACUCCCCCUUGCCGUACAGUUCAAGCACUCAAUUCAGCAACAGUUCCUCCCGCACAGCCACGCUGAGGUCUGAUGUCCUGAGACCAAACAGCUCCAGGGUGUUUGAUAAUACACCGAGUAGGGCGGUAGCGCACGUAGCCCAAGUGUAUGACUAUAACACCCUGAAUAAAGCUCAGAGUGGGGUUGGGCUCUAUGAUCAACCUCAGGGGGACACAACCAGAAUCUGAACAGGGGACUUUAGGACGUAAUCCAUCAAACAAAUCAGGGACACCAGACAGAGGGACGGGCUUAUUCAUGGGAAUGAAGCCGACACCACUGCAGAGUGAAUAUUAUUACAGGGCCUAAUCCGCAUGGAUGGAUCUGCAUGGAUGAUUGUUUUGCGAAUGACUGAACACAGGAGUCACUAAGAUAUUAAGUGUGGUCACAGAUAGUUUCUGUUUAAAUUUUAUCCAGCCUCCAUUACUGCAAUGAUGAGUCACAACGCAUACUGACUGGAGUGAAAUGAGAUUGUUUUUGACAACGUUUAGGCAACUUACCAGGAAAUAAAAUAAGAAGAACAAGGACAAUGAAUAAUAAAAUAAAUGGAAAUAAAACUGUGUUAAUCUGUUUAGUUUAGAAUCUCAGUGUCUUUUAAAAACACUUUUCAUUUAAUAGAAUAAACAGGCUUCCUUCUCAGGAAUCCACUCACUGCUAUCUUCAUCAAGAUGUGGGACA